Fusarium musae is the source of this 402-nucleotide messenger RNA. RefSeq lists its product as uncharacterized. NCBI's taxonomy places the organism in Eukaryota, Fungi, Ascomycota, Sordariomycetes, Hypocreales, Nectriaceae. The coding region runs from base 1 to 402 and encodes 133 amino acids. Gene Ontology annotation, cellular component: cytoplasm. Gene Ontology annotation, molecular function: glutathione binding; glutathione transferase activity. The transcript is spliced from 2 exons. The record is from RefSeq and is a predicted model, not a curated record.
AUGACCCCAACCGUUCUCGGAACAGCUGCAUCGACUCGUACCCAGCGAGUCCUACUCACGUUGGAAGAGCUGGGUAUCGACUAUGACUUGAAAGUAGUUGAUCUCUCCAAGGGACAGCACCACGUCAGGGAAGGCACAGACAGCGGUGAGGCCAAGAGCUUACGACAUCACAGGACCCGGAAUAUGUCAGAGACCAUCAUCCUGUUCCAAGACGACGGGAUCGAGAUCUUUGAGUCUAGAGCCAUUGCUAGGUACCUGGCCGUGAAGCACAAGUCCCAUCUUGCUCCGCCUAGCGAUGAUCCAGGGGCAUUGGCAGUUUUCGAGCAAGCCGCUAGCGUGGAGUACGCUUACUUUGAGCCCGCAGUUUCUACCCUAGGAUUUGAGCUCAUUUUUAAGAAGUAA